This is a messenger RNA of Amoebophrya sp. A120, 2298 nucleotides long. NCBI's taxonomy places the organism in Eukaryota, Dinophyceae, Syndiniales, Amoebophryaceae. The record is from the annotation of a GenBank genome assembly.
ACGAGCUUUGCAAAAAGGUGCGGUUUGGCACGUGGCAAUGGGGACGAGUCUCUGAGUAGAAGUGUUCGGACGCUCGGAGUAGGCUAGUUCUGAGUGGUCUGUGCGGACGAUCUGAGUGGUCUGUGCGGCUGAAAAGUUUGCACAUCAAAACGAGAUUUUCAUUUUUCCUUUCACUCGACAUAAUUUUGGCGUCUGACACUGUGAAUGAAGUUAAGAGCAACUCUAUCGCCAAGCUUUUUUCCACGUACGGUAGGAACUCGUGGCGUUUCGCGCUGCGGGUAGAGCCAAAUUAUGUGGUAGAACUAAAACAAACAGACAAAAGAUGCGGCGUCCUAUUUCUGCUUUCUUGCGCCUAGGCGGUGCCGGCAGCACUGUGCUUCUUGUUGCUGCUGAUGAGGCGACAAUGGCGGAUGUAAAUACGGCCGACUUCGUAUCCGGAUUGAAAACUUCCCCACCACGGAUUCGCCUUGUGCGUCUGCAUGUCCAGACUGCUUCUUAUGCGCAGCCCCAUGAGGUGCGGUUUCUAAUGGUUUUCUGGAACUCGUUUUAUGCUUAGACUAUCGUCAGGCUGGUAAGUAAGCAGGAUAAAGCGAUUGAAUUGGGAUGACGUGGCUGCACUUGUUAACCAUUAAGUACUGCGCUGCUGCUCGAAAUGCGCAACAGCCGAACCUUGAUGAUUUUUAUUUAUAGCAAAGUUCGUUGCUUGGCUAUUUUGGAUGGGGACGUGGUUCCACAGCAUACUCUGAGUUUGAGGGCGAGGCGCCAAAGGUGCCCCCCGCCACACCGUUGUCCUUUGUGGACGUCCCCAAGCAAGAGAGCACGGACACCGCGGCGAACAUCGCCGUGGACACCGCGACGAAUACCGCGACGGACACGGUCACGGACACCGCCACGGACACCGCGACGGACACGGUCACCACGACAAAGGGCCCGUGUGCCGGCGGAGCGCCUAGCUGGCUGCGCGUUAUCCUGUGCGAAAAUACUUCGUAAGUACAUAUCCACCAGGAGAUGUUGGCUUUGCAUGCGCUCGAGGUGUUUGUCUGACGUCUCGCCCCUGCUUCGCUGAAGCCAUUUUAAGCCAUUGCUGGAAAAGUGUCACGCCCGAGCCGGGAAGCGCAUGGGGGUUUAAGUCAUUUAAAGCCAAGCUUUGGACCGAAAAUGGCUCGCACUCGAGCAUUCUGAUCUGCGUGAUAGAUUUUCCGUUGUAGUGAUGGACCGACGACGGUUUUGCACAGAAUAGGAGCCGCGUACAAGUCUCCAACAGUGCAGGCGUUUUCGGACAUGCUGGACAAAUUGGUCAUCAAGACGCAAGAGGUACUUCCCUACUUUCCUGCUUUGGCCCUACUUAGCGUAAUCCAUCUUUUUGCUUCGACACUUUCGUGCUUAGUGCUGUGGUCCAUCUUCGUUAGAUAGGUGGCAAGACAAAUGAUUAUAAAUGAUGAUGAUGAUAAAUUGCCGGCAGAUUGGCAGCAUCGAUUCAAAUUAUAUACUUAUUCCAGGAAGCUUGUGCCAUGGAGUGCAUACUCAAGAAACACCAACUGCGUCUGUUGGGAGACGAAGAUGCGAAAAAGUUCUGCGACGCCACCAAGACGUCCUCUCCGGCGGCCUCGUCUUUCAUCGCUACACGGCCCCCACGUAUGAGGGAAGGGCCCAUACUUUUAUUACGUAUCCGUUUCGCACAGCUUGAACUUUGAGAUAGAUACCUCACUCUAAUAAAAGCUUGAUAAGUGAUCAAGCUUUUUGGAACAGAAAUCUCUUUAAAGUUUCGAUAAGCGAGCAACAAGUUUUGGCAAAAGUUUUGAUAAGUGAUCAAAGCUAUCUGCUCUCUACUCUUAUAAUGCUUUUUGGGAAGUUUAUCCCAAAAGCUUGAUAGCUAAUCCCAAAGCUACGUGCGGGAGAUGGGUACUUAACAAAAGUCAUGGGCGUUCCUCCAUACCUGAGCCUGGAGGUGGUUCGGACGAUCCCGUCUCGAUAGAAGGGGACGCAUACGAGCCGGGAAGUCUUUUCUCGUGCUCGUCGUGCAACCUGUGCUCUCCAUCGCACUCUGAAACGGUCGUCAACGAUCUGGUCGCCGCGGACAAAGAGCACUUGCGAGGAAACUUCGCUAGCGGGUACCCGGCUUGGCGGGAGAAGUACACCUCAGUUACUCGGCAGCAGCACCUCUGGUGGAUCCGCACCGGUCAGAUUGGCGCGACGGAGGCGAAAGGUGCGUGGGAGAGGUACACGAAGUGGUGCGACGGCGAGGACCGGUGGAUGAGUAGGGCUACGUCAAUGUUGAGGUGUACGGAUGGGUACUAG